AUGACGUUGGUGAGAGAGAGAAGGCACCAGCAUCCUCUCAGGCUAUCCUUACCACCACCCAUUCCAGCCCCCCAACUCCGUCACCGGAUUCCUUCCCCCUCCCCGUCGCCGUCCUUCUGUCUAGACUCUCUCAACAUCGACAGCCUCUCAGACCUCGAGAAGCUCGCCGUUCUCGGCCACGGCACUGGCGGCACAGUCUACAAAGUCCGCCACCGCCCCAGCUCCUCCCUCUACGCCCUCAAAGUCCUCCACCUAGGCCACGACGCCCUCCCCAUUCGCCAACAGGCCGCGCGGGAGGCCGAGAUUUUCAAACGCGUUGAUUCCCAGUUCCUGGUACGCUGCCACACCGUCUUCGACAACGCCCUGGUCGAAGCAGACGGCAUCGACGAUAGCCUCUGCUUCGUCAUGGAGUACAUGGAGGCCGGGUCACUCCACGACGUCUUGCGGGUCCGUCGGAGGCUGCCGGAGAAGGUAAUCUCCGGCUUGGCGAGGCGGGUGCUAGAAGGGUUGCACUAUCUGCAUUCCAUGCAAAUAGUGCACAGGGACAUCAAGCCUUCCAACCUCCUCAUAAACGGCAACGGCGACGUCAAGAUAGCGGACUUCGGGGUGAGCCGGGUGAUGGCCGGUGGCGGCUCGUGGGAGGCGUGGGAGUCCUGCGUGGGGACGUGUGCGUACAUGAGCCCGGAACGGAUCGACCCGGAGGGGUGGGGCGGAGGAGACGAGUUCGCGGGGGACGUGUGGGCGCUGGGGGUGGUGGUGUUGGAGUGCCACGUGGGGCAUUUUCCUCUGGUGCGGGCGGGGCAGAAGCCAGACUGGGCGGCGCUGAUGUGUGCGAUAUGCUUCGGGGAGAGGGAGGUGGAGGUGCCGGAAACGGCAUCGUCGGAGUUUCGGAGUUUUGUGCGGAGGUGUUUGGAGAAGGAUUGGAGGAACAGAGGGACAGUGGAGGAGCUUCUUGGUCAUCCUUUUACCAAUACAUGCUUGAGUUGCGAUCCGAUAGCAGGAUCGAUGCAUGCUUGGGUACUUAAUUAGGUUCAGUAAUUUUUUUCUUGAUUAGGUCUUAUUUGCGUUUUCUUGCUUCCUUUUUUUUAAGCUUUGUUUAAAUUAUUCAGAUGAAUAAUUGAAUGAAUGAGCUAGGAUUGAAAUUAAGUAGUUUGCGGAAUACAAAAUGUAAUUAAGUACGCACCUUUGAAUGUAAAUGUUAAUUCCUCUGUUUUUGGCCUGGAUAUAUGGUUUUCAUUAAUGGCGGGAUACAAGUAAAAUGUGUCGUUUUUGGUGCUUAA
Molecule: messenger RNA, 1280 nt
Organism: Malania oleifera
Lineage: Eukaryota; Viridiplantae; Streptophyta; Magnoliopsida; Santalales; Ximeniaceae
Product: mitogen-activated protein kinase kinase 10
Exons: 1
Coding region: 1-1029 (342 amino acids)
Biological process (GO): protein phosphorylation
Cellular component (GO): cytoplasm
Molecular function (GO): ATP binding; protein serine/threonine kinase activity
Source: RefSeq, a predicted model, not a curated record